CGGUGACCCCGCACCAAACCCCGUCCAUUGGGGUGUCGUCGCGGUAACAGCAAAAUGGCGCUGUUGGAGAGCUUCCGGCGGGCGGACAUCAAGGCGCAGCAGUCGUUCAAGGACGCCAAGACAGGCCAUGAGCUGUCCCAGUCGGUGUUCCAGGACGUUUACGUCGGGGUGACCAGCGGCGCGCUCAAGGUGCACACGGCGGUGGCAGGCGGCGCCGAGCAGGUGGCCAACUUUUUCAAGGGCCUUGUGGGUGGCAGCAGCAAGAGCGCGGGUCCCUCCAUCCCUGCGGAGCUGGUCACGCCAGAGGGGUCCCACCCAGACCUCGCGGUAUCGAUGCAGCCCAAGGAGGUGGAUGCGCCCAGGAGCACCAGCAACGUCAGCGCCUCCUCCGCCUCCACAGCCUGGACCGACGGCGAGCAUCCGCCCAGCAAGCUGGAGCGUGAGUCCGGCACAUACCGGGUGGACUACCAGAAGUACCCCAUCGCCGGCUACGUCAAGCUGCCCUACGCGCUGCAGCCCUUUGUGCAGCUGCCCUACCUGGACCAUGUGGUGGUGGUGGCCAAGCCCAGCGGGGACGUCAGCGGCGGGCUGGAGAACUACAGAGAGUCUGUGUCCAAGCCUGAGCGUGCGGCUGCGCCCAUCUUUGCUGUCAUCGACACCCCCGGCAAGGUGGUCAAGGACAAGGGCUACCUGUGGAUCGAGAUCCCGCUGUCCGACAUCUUCAAGCUGAAUGUUGGGGAGAUGAAGGGGGUUGAGGACUACAUGAAGGUGCUGAGCAAGAAGGGGCGGUGGAACUACAAGGACCGGCAGAAGAAGUUCAAGCAGGGGCUGACGUGCGAGCACGUGCCGCUGCCGCCCGGCUCCAAGGAGCUGGUGGAUGAGCUGUGGCCGCUGUACAAGAACACCGGCGAGCGCAACGGCUUCACGGUGCUGACUGAGGCCGAGUUUUACGACUUCCACCUCACCACGCCAGACCUGACCGUCAUGCUGAUCAGGGACAAGGACAGCGGCGGGCUGGUGACCUUCUGCACGGGCGUGCGGGCGGGCGACACGCUGAUGCCCAUGUGGUGCGGCACCGACUACGACAACGAGAAGAGCAGGCAGUGUUCCUCGUACUUCAACAUGCUGUACGAGUAUGUGAAGAUUGGCAUCGCCGAUCCCACCAUCAACUGGAUAGACCUGGGCGCCUCCCGCCGCUCAGCCAAGGUGGCCAUCGGCUUCACCGGCUACCCAGUCAGCAUCUACAUCCGGUGCAAGAACAGCGUGCAGGAGUCGCUGUACUCGCAGAUGAUGGCCACAUACUUUAAGAAGGAGGAGCUGAUUAACGACCCCUGAGGUGAAGCUCACUGCGCUUGGCUCUGCCUGCCACCUAACCUGACACAGUGAGGCCCGCUCGAAAGGGGGGGGGCGGCUUUGGGCGCCAGCGAAAACUGGCUGGCUCGGCUUGUCGGCCAGUUCUGGAGCCGCCACCGCACCCAUUGUAGGUGUUGUUUGGACUGACAAGCGUGUACUGUUUUGGUAGCAGUAGUAUCCCUCUGCACUGAGCCAACCAAGGUACAUGUAUGAUGCAACUGUUUUUUCCAAGCCUCGGUGCCCAGGCAAUGCGCCGGGAUUCUUGCAUUGCCUUUCCCGGGAACUUCAGACUCGACCCAACCUUUGUACAGAGCUCUACAUCUCUGUAACACUGGCUUUGC
Messenger RNA from Chlorella variabilis, 1694 nucleotides. Its product is annotated as expressed protein. Lineage: Eukaryota; Viridiplantae; Chlorophyta; Trebouxiophyceae; Chlorellales; Chlorellaceae. The transcript has 12 exons. The record is from RefSeq and is a predicted model, not a curated record. Bases 55 to 1335 code for a protein of 426 amino acids.